Molecule: messenger RNA, 6457 nt
Organism: Myotis daubentonii (Daubenton's bat)
Lineage: Eukaryota; Metazoa; Chordata; Mammalia; Chiroptera; Vespertilionidae
Gene: KIF26A
Product: kinesin family member 26A
Biological process (GO): microtubule-based movement
Molecular function (GO): microtubule binding; ATP binding; microtubule motor activity
Source: RefSeq, a predicted model, not a curated record
CCCGCCGCCGGCGCGCGCUCUCCGCCACUCGACCGCCAGCGCCGCCAACUUCGGAGCGGCCGGCGGGACGAUGGGGGCGCCCCCGGGCCGGGUCACGUAGCCGCGCCGCCCCGGACAGCCCGCGCGGCCCUUCCUGCGCCGGGGCCAUGGGCGGCCGCGGCGUCCCCCUGUGCGCGGCGCACCCCGCGGUGGUCGAGGCUGGCCCGGCCCGGGAGCCGCUGCAGCCCGUGGACCUGCCCCCCUGCAAGAGGCUGCCCGCCGGGCCCGAGCAGGACCCAUGUGGCAGCCGCCCUGCGCCCGAGGGCGCCGGGGCAGGCGCCGAGCACGGCCACUCGGCCGGCGGAGGGGGCUGGUGCCGCCACUGCCACACGAAGCUCGCCGAGCUCAAGCGACAGGCCUGGAAGCUGGUCAGCGGGCCCGGGACGCCCCUCCGGGACCCUUGCUUCUCUGCUCUGCUGCUCGACAAGCUCCCGGUGCCCGGGGCCCUGCCAUCGUGCCACCCGGAGGCCGAGCGCCGCUGCGCCGUCUGCGCCACCCACCUGAACCAGCUCACGCGGGAGGCCCUGCGGCUGCUGCAGGCCCCCGCCGGCCGGGAGGACCUCGACGCCCCGCACGGAGGCCCCGGCCUCGUGCCGCCCGGCCCCGGCCCCAUGACCGGCCCGCGGGAUGGACCAGCGGUGGCGGGCCCAGCCGGGAGGCCGCCGGGCCGAGCGGGGCCCGACAGGCGGAAGGGGCUGGCCUGGCCCGCGGGGCCCAGCGUCCAGGUGUCGGUGGCGCCUGCCGGCCUGGGCGGGGCGCUGAGCACCGUCACCAUCCAGGCUCAGCAGUGCCUGGAGGGCAUGUGGAGCGUCUCCAGGGUCAACAGCUUCCUGCCCCCGUCCUGCCUGGCGGAGGCGGCGGUGGCCGCGGUGGCGGUGGCAGACACGGUCCGAGAUGGCCCUCCCUCCGGGGGCCCCGAUGGCGUGUCAAGGAUGUGGGGCCGCGGGGGGGCCUGCACCACAGCCCUGGUCUCCCCGGCCCCGGGCACCCCGGCUGCGGGCUCUGCAGGCCCAUCGGCGGCGGCCUCCUUCUUUGUCAGGGCCGCCCAGAAGCUCAGCCUGGCCAAGCGCAAGAAGCCCCACCCGCCGCCGGCCCCCGCCGCCCGAGGCGCCUCCACCUACCCGACGGACUUCAGCGGGGUCCUGCAGCUGUGGCCGCCCCCCGUGCCCCCCUGCCUGCUCAGGGCCGCCUCCAAGGCCAAGGACCACCCCAGCACUGCCGGAAAGGUGAAGGUCAUGCUGCGGGUCUGGCCGGCCCAGGGGGCCCAGCGCGCGGCCGAGUCCACGGCCUUCCUGAAGGUGGACCCGCGGAGGAAGCAGGUGACCCUCUACGACCCGGCCGCCGGGCCCCCAGGCAGCGCAGGCCCCCGGCGCGCGGCCACCGCCACGGUCCCGAAGAUGUUCGCCUUCGACGCCGUCUUCCCCCAGGACGCGGAGCAGGCCGAGGUCUGUGCGGGCGCCGUGGCCGACGUGCUCCAGUCAGUGGUCAGUGGGGCUGACGGCUGCAUUUUUUCCUUCGGCCACACGGGCCUUGGCAAGUCCUACACCAUGAUCGGGAGGGACAGCUCGCCCCAGAGCCUGGGCGUCACGCCCUGCGCCAUCUCCUGGCUCUUCCGGCUCAUCGACGAGCGCAAGGAGCGGACGGGCACCCGCUUCUCCGUCCGUGUCUCGGCCGUGGAGGUGUGCGGCCGCGACCAGGGCCUGCGGGACCUGCUGGCCGAGGUGGCCUCGGGCAGCCUCCAGGACGCGCAGUCCCCGGGCGUGUACCUGCGGGAGGACCCCGUCUGUGGGGCGCAGCUGCAGAACCAGAGCGAGCUGCGGGCGCCCACGGCCGAGAAGGCGGCCUUCUACCUGGACGCGGCCCUGGCGGCCCGCAGUGCCAGCUGCCCCCAGGACGCCCGGGGCUCCCACAUGCUCUUCACGCUGCACGUCUACCAGUACCGCGUGGAGAAGUGCGGCAAGGGCGGAAUGUCCGGGGGCCGCAGCCGCCUGCACCUCAUUGACCUGGGCAGCUGCGAGGGGGCGCCCAGCCGGAGCGGGGAGGCCCCCGGUGGCCCCCCGAGUGUGUCCCUGUCGGCCUUGGGUAGCGUCAUCCUGGCCCUGGUCAGCGGAGCCAAGCAGGUGCCCUACAGGGAGCACCGGCUCACCAUGCUGCUGCGGGAGGCCCUGGCCCCCGGCUGCCACGCCACCAUGAUCGUCCACGUCUCCGCCGCCCCGGCCCGCCACGCCGAGACACUCAGCACCGCGCAGCUGGCCGCCCGCAUUCACCGCCUGCGCAGGAAGAAGGUCAAGUAUGCGUCCAGCUCCUCCGGGGGGGACAGCUCCUGUGAGGAAGGCCGUGCCCGCCGCCCCCCGACCCUGCCUCCCUUCCACCCCCGCUCCGGGGCCCAGGACCCCGGCCGCCUGGCCCCCAGCUCGCCCCGCGACCCCGACUACUCGUCCAGCAGUGAGCAGUCUUGCGACACGGUCAUCUACGUGGGACCCGGCGGGGCGGCGUUGUCGGACCGCGAGCUCACGGACAACGAGGGCCCGCCCGACUUCGUGCCCAUCAUUCCGGCGCUGAGCCGCCGCUGGCCGUCUGGGGGCCCGCGGGAUGCCGACCACUUCCGCUGCAGCACCUUCGCGGAGCUGCAGGAGCGGCUCGAGUGCAUCGACGGCAGCGAGGGGCCCCCCGGCCCAGCCCCGGGGGGCAGGAAGCCGUCGCUGCCCGAGGCCGCGGCCCCCAGGAUGGCCGUGGGCACCCCGCUGGCCGCCAGCACGCCUCACGGCAGCCCUGGCCCAGACCCCCACCGGGGCGCCCCGGAGCCCUCCCAGGCCACCAGGGACCUGCGGGAGGACGGCAGCUCCAGGCCUGAGCAGCUGGGGCCAGGCAAGGUCACGGGCGGCGGAGGCAGGAGGCCACUGCCCAGCCCGGCUCCUCCGCCACCUGGGAAGCUGGACGCUGGCCGAGCCCCCGACCAGCCCGCGGACGACGUGGUCCGGACACCCCCGGUGGGCAUGAGCGGACAGGGGGGCCACCCGCGCCCGUGCACGCGGGGCCUGCUGACCACCACGGUGACGCUGCAGCAGCCCCUGGAGCUGAACGGCGAGGAUGAGCUGGUGUUCACGGUGGUGGAGGAGCUGGCCCUGGGCGGGCGCCCCGCCAGCCUCGCCAGCCUCAGCAGCGACUGCUCCCUCCAGGCCCUGGCCUCGGGUUCGAGGCCCGUGAGCAUCAUCAGCAGCAUCAACGACGAGUUUGACGCCUACACCGCGCAGGCCGCUGGCUCCUCCAGCAGCUCCCGGCUCAGCGAGCUCAGCGCCUGCACCCCCAGCCGCGGCCCCACCCCGCAGCCGCCCUCUCGGGCCAGCCCGGACCCUUUCAGCCCCGACUCAGCAGGGCCCGGCCCUCUGGGCCCUCCGAUCCCGGACAGCCCCCCGGAGGACGGCAACUUGGGGUCCUCAGAGUGCGGCAGUCCAGACGGUCCUGGCCCCGUGGCUGCCGCAGCCUCGGUCCGGCGGGGCAGGGAACCCUGGGCCGGGUCCCCACACGGGGCAGCCCCGGCGCAGACCAUCCACUCCAGCCUUCCCCGGACACCCAGAGCUACCUCCGCCGGCAGCCACGCGGGCUGCCCGCGCCUGGCGCUGAGCCCGCCGGGCCCCGGAGGCCUGUUCGAGGACCCCUGGCUGCUCCGGGGGCACGAGUGUGGCCCGCUUCAGGGGGCCGCCGGCAGGAUGCCCAGCCCGGCCGGUGUGAUGUCUUGCUCCCGGAGGGUGGUGGAUGGCUGUGAGGUGGCAGCCAGGGGGGCCCCCAGGCCCCAGGCCGUGGCUCAGAUCCCGCCGCUGCGGAGGGGGGCCACCACCCUGGGCGUGAGCACGCCCGCCACGCCCUGUGGGGAGGUCCCAGCCGAGGCAGCGGCUGGUCUGGGCAGCGCAAAGGCCGCCCCCAGCAGCAAGAAGAGUGUGGCCCCCAAGGGGACCCUGGUCCCCAGGCCCGGCGGCUCCGCCCCCCCGGCCCCACCCGUGCGCAAGUCCAGCCUGGAGCACAAGGCCGGCCCUGCGCCCGCCCCUACCCCGGCCGGGGCCCUGACCAGGCCCGGGGCUGCCGCCUUCUGCCGGGGGGAGGAGGAGGCCAGGCCCACCGGCCGGGCCGACCACUCCGUCUCCAGGGCCGUGUCCAGCCUGAAGGUCCGGGCGGGCAAGGCGGAGGCCGCAUGCCGCUCCCCCACCCACGGGUCCCUGGAGCGGAGCGAGGGGCUGGCCCACGGCGGCGGCAAGGCCCGGGAGGCCGCCGGGAGGCCCGCUCGGGCCGUGCCCAGGUUGGGUGUGCCCCCCACCGGCGCCCCGCCCGGGCCCGCUCCUGCCUGUAGGGGCAGCCCGGUCAAGGGCGUGGGGCUCCCCAAGUCCCCAGCUGGAGGCAGCAAGGGCCGCAGCCUGGCUGCCAGCGGGUCAAGGGCUCUGGGAGCGUCGGCGAAGCUGCUGGCCCCCGUGGCAGGCAGGAGCCCCGGCAGCCCCGUGGCAGGACCUAGGGCGGCUCCCCGGGCCCCCCCGGGCACUGGGGCCAAGGCCAGCCGGGGCACCAUCAUGGGCACCAAGCAGGCGCUCCGGGCCGCCCACAGCCGUGUGAACGAGCUGGCGGCCAGAGGCGGCCCCUCCUGGGGCUCGGCCGACUCGGACAGCGGCAACGACAGCGGCGUGAACGUGGGCGAGGAGCGGCCGCCCGCGGGCCCCACGCUGCCCUCGCCCUACAGCAAGGUGACGGCCCCACGGCGGCCCCAGCGCUACAGCAGCGGCCAUGGCAGCGACAACAGCAGCGUGCUGAGCGGGGAGCUGCCGCCUGCCAUGGGCCGCACGGCGCUGUUCUACCACAGCGGGGGCAGCAGCGGCUACGAGAGCAUGAUGCGCGACAGCGAGGCCACGGGCAGCGCCUCCUCCGCGCCCGACUCCAUGAGCGACAGCGGGGCCGGCUCCCCGGGCUCCCGCGCCCGCAGCCUCAAGUCCCCCAAGAAGAGGGCCACAGGCCUGCAGCGCAGACGGCUGAUCCCCGCCCCACUGCCCGACGCCGUGGCCCUGGGCCGCAAGCCCAGCCUCCCCGGGCAGUGGGUGGACCUGCCCCCACCCCUGGGCACCUCGCUGAAGGAGCCCUUCGAGAUCAAGGUGUACGAGAUUGACGACGUGGAGCGCCUGCAGCGGCACCGGCCGCCCCCUCGCGAGGCCGUGGAGCCCUCCCAGGACACCGGGAAGGGCCUGGUGUGCGCCAGUGCGCAGCUGCGGCUGGCCGAGCGCAGGCAGCAGAGGCUGCGGGACGUACAGGCCAAGCACCAGCGCCUUCGCAUGGAGCUGGCGGAGACACAGGGCCGGCUGAUGGUGGAGCCUGGCCGCUGGCUGGCGCAGUUUGAGGUGGACCCGGCGCUGGAGCCCGAGUCGGUGGAGUACCUGGCGGCCCUGGAGCGCGCCACGGCCGCGCUGGAGCAGCACGUGAACCUGUGCAAGGCCCACGUCAUGAUGGUCACCUGCUUCGACAUCCGCGUCGCCACCCCGGCCGCCACCCCGGGGCCGCAGGAGGUGGACGUCUGAGGCCGGAGGCCGUGGCUCGGGGCGGGACGUGCAGGGCUGAGGCGGGAUGUGGGGUGGACGGAGGAUGUGGGGGGGCUGGGGGGACGUGGAUGCUGGGGCCCCGUGCAGGACGGGGGCCGGGAGUCGGUGGAACACGAGGGCGAGGCGUGGGCGGAGGGCUGAGUGCACGUGACGAGGGGACUGUGGCCACCCAGACAGCAACGCAAGUGCCUUUAACUGGAAUCGGACUUCUCUUCCUUGACGUUUGGUGCUAAGCACUCCAGACACCAGCAGCCGCUGUGCCGGGCCCCGGCCAUGGGGCGGGCGUGGGGGCGGCCGUGUGGGGGCGUCUUGUCUCCUUUGCAGCAGGUUCACGUGGCUGCAGGCGGGGCCCCCCGUCCCAUCAGGAGUCAGCCCGUCUCCUUCCUGCUGCCUCCGCCCGCAGGCUCCUCCCGCCAGGACCUGCUCUGUCCCAGGACCCGGAGGCAGUGCCCAGGGCCGAGCCCACGGCACGCGGCACCUUCUUCCACGGCAGGAAUUCUUACCAAAACCACAGCAGAGAACCCGCACACGGGAUGGGGGGGGGUUUGCAGCGGUUCUGUCAGGCCCGUGUUUUGUAUCAUUUUGUGAUAAACGCGGUAUUUGCCGUGGGGUUUGCAGACAAAGGGUCUAUGUUUUUACGGUUUUCUAUGGAAGGUGCCCUCGGGGGCUCUCUGGGGCCCCCGGGCAGCACGGGGGGGGGGGGGGGGGGGGCGAGGGCGUCCCCGCCACGGCGGGCUGUUUUCUGACCGCGGUGCGCUUUUCCGGGGGCGCCCACCCCUUUGUACAAAUGUGUAGAUUUCACUUUCCGUGGCUUCUAUUUGUGAAUAAAAGACGCAUCGAUUGUU